AUGGAUCAAUUACAGAAUAUUGCAUUGAAUGCAACUACAUCAUUCAACAAUAGAGAAUAUGAAAAAUCCUAUCAAUUCUUUAAUGAGUUGAAGAGUAUUACUACUUCAAACAAUAAAGAAGUCUUGAUGAACCUUUCAAUAACUGAGUACUAUAUGAAUAAUUGUAGUAAUCCCAAUAAAUUAAUUGAUGAACUCACAAGAAUCAAUCAGUUACCAACAAGUACAACACCUUCAACUGGUAACAGUACAACAACCAAUAAUAAUAAUAAUAAUAAUAAUAAUAGUACACCAACAGAACAAUCUACAUCACCUGCACCGACCUCACCAAAAGAAGGUGACUCUGACAGAUCGACACCACCAACAGCAUCAACACCCAACGACAAUAACCUGGUUGAUUUAGAUAAGGAUCAAGCGUUGAUAAUCUACAACCAAGCGGUACUAUACAAUGCAACAAAACAAUAUGGUUUGGCACACUCCAAUCUAGAGACACUCUAUCAAAACAUAUUGUUUCUCGACGACUACGUUGCCAUUAGAAUAUGUUUCCUCAUGGUGAAUGUAAAUAUCACACUUCAGCUCUAUGAUAAGGCAUACUCAGUACUGUCGUAUCUCGAGCAAAACUUCUCACAUCUCUACUACAACAAAGAUACCGACGAGCAACACCUACCAACCACACCGACACACAAAGACUCUACCACCACUACAACCACCUCUGAACCAAACAGUAUCAACAGCAGCACCAACAGUAACAGUAGCAACGAUUCAGACGAUCUAAACUCUCAAUCCUCUUGGAGCAACACCUUAAUGUCGCCAAUAGAAUUUAGAUUUAUGAUUCACUUUUAUAAAUCUAAACUAUAUCUUUUGUCCAACGAUCAUUUCCAUCUUGCCAAAGAUGAAAUCAAUCAUGCAAUAACUAGAGCUACGAAGAUAAAUUAUAAAUUAUUACCAUCUUGCUAUCUUUUAAAAUCAAACUACUAUCAUAUUAGCUCAAAUACAGCUAAAACAGUACAAUUUCUACAACAAGCAAGAGAUUCAGUAACAAACAAUUCAACAUCAUCCAACAAUAAUAAUAAUAGUAGUACCACUCCAAAUAACAACAUAAAUUUAUCAUCAUCAUCAACAACCACAACAAACUCAUCAACACCAUCAACUACAGAAGAUAAUGGUAUAAUGAUAAAUCCACUCUCUUUUGGAAUCGAUCUGCAAGUCGAAGAGAUAACACCACAGAUAUUCUAUAAUGACUUGGGAUGUUUACAUUUUAAUUUACAUAGAUACACUCCAUCGAUAUUUUACUUUACAAAGUCACUACAGGAGGAAUCGACAACCAACAGCAAUCCAAAUAAUGUUAAUUUAGAUCGUCGUACAGAGAUCUUUUAUAACACUGGUAUUCUGUUGUUGCUGACCGGUCGUCCAGAACUAGCAUUCUCUUGUUUACAAGAGGCUUGUCUUGUACUUUAUAAUAAUCCGUUGGUAUGGCUACGUCUCGCCGAGUGCUGUAUACUUGUUCACACUCAGAAAUCCAAUGAAGAGUCAUCACCCCAGGGCAUUUCGUUGAUCGGCGACAACAACAAUACUAGUGGUCGUCGUGUUCUCCUACCAACAACAAGUGGGUUGCACCAAGGUUUACAGAUAGAAGACAGCGAUGUACAAUCAACUCUAGGCGAGGAAUCAAACGAAUCAGCCAGAAUCGGUACACUCUCACUCGAGUUUGCCGCCAAAUGUCUAAGAAAUGCACACUACCUCCACAGCAAAUCAAUGAAAAAUCUAAAGCAAAUCAAGCAAAAUAGCAACUCAAAAUCAACUACCAACUCACCCCCAUCGAGCACACCUCUGACCUCUGCCAACAGCAACAACAACAACAACAACAAUAGCAGUUUGUCAACGAAUCCAAACAUAUCGGAUCUCUACCAUUCCAAUUCAGGUGAGCUAAUGAUGAACGUUUUAACUUCGAUGGCCUAUGUUGCGUUGUGUACCUCCAAUCCAGUUGUUGCAUUGACGUCGACCAAGGAACUUCUGCAUUUGUGUGAGGAAAACCCCAACCAGAGUAUCGUCGAGAAGUUUAAAUACUACGGUCACAUGUAUGCUGCUGAAGCCUGUAUCAUGAUGAACUGUCCAAGCCAAGCCAUUGUAUAUCUCUCACCAAACUUUGUAGACUCUAUCAAAGACACUUCCUUUCAAUCUAAACUUUACAGCAAUCCCAUUAUAAACUCUAUCAAUUCAAAUGAUUAUAGAAUUGUUUUUUAUAUAAACUUGGCGAUUGCAUAUCUUUUGAAAGAUGACUUUGAAAAUGCAAAUAACUGUAUAGCAACAUUAAUGCACGAACAACAAAUCAACAAUAAUAAUCACCUCACAAACAUUACCAAAAUCUCACUUCUCAAAGUAUAUAUAGAAAUUAGAAAAGGUAAUAUUGAAAAUGCUCUUGCUAUACUCUCUAGAGAAAGGCCAUUACCGAUAAUACAAGAAUAA
Molecule: messenger RNA, 2463 nt
Organism: Heterostelium album PN500
Lineage: Eukaryota; Evosea; Eumycetozoa; Acytosteliales; Acytosteliaceae
Product: putative CCR4-NOT complex subunit 10
Exons: 3
Coding region: 1-2463 (820 amino acids)
Biological process (GO): negative regulation of translation; mRNA catabolic process
Cellular component (GO): CCR4-NOT complex
Molecular function (GO): protein binding
Source: RefSeq, a predicted model, not a curated record